UCCUUUUCUUCUUCUUUUUUAUUUAUUUCUUUUCUCCUCUUUUCUCAUUUCUUGCUUUCUCUGAAACUAGAGCUGGAAAAUCAGCUCACAAUCUUUACUCUCUGAUGAUCUGUUAUUCAAUCGACAUCAUAAAAUCGAUCAAAUUGGAGUUUAGGUAUGGAUUGUAAGAUGAAUUCUUCGCCGGAUCGAUUGUUUGGUAGACAAAGGACUAUACAUGAGCUUCUAGGUGCAGGAUUCAUUGCAGACAUAAUCCUAUGGAGGCGGCAAAAUCUAACUUCUGGAUUAUUGUUGGUGACAUUUGCUGUGUGGGUAGUGUUCGAAAAAUCGGGCUAUACUCUAUUAUCGCUGGUGUCUAGUGUUCUUCUUCUACUGGUUAUCAUUUUCUUUGUCUGGGCAAAAUCUGCUUCCAUUCUCAACAGACCACCUCCACCAUUACCAGAAUUACAUAUUUCAGAAGAAGUUAUGAAUGAAGCAGCAGCUAUAAUACGAAGUCGGGUAAAUGCAUUUUCUUCUGUUUCUUUGGAUAUUGCACUAGGGAAGAACUCGGACCUGUUUUUUAAAGUGGCUGGAGCUCUCCUGCUGCUUUCGAUCAUUGGUGGCUGGACAGAUUUUCUGACGUUGGGCUACACCAGUCUUUUUUUGGUUCUCACGGUACCCGCAUUGUAUGAGAAAUAUGAAAAUCAAAUAGACAGAUAUGCUAUGAUAGGAUGCAGGUCAUUGCAGCGAUUGUACAUGAAGCUGGAUAUGAAGUGCUUCAGCAAAAUCAGAGAAUUGGUAUUAGAGAUUAAAAAACUAGACUGACUCUGUUCUUCCCUGAAAGAGGCUUUAGUAUACCUCUUAAGGGGUUUUGCCUGCACUUGGAGUUGAUUCCCCCAAAAAAAUUAUUUUUCUUUUUUCUUCUUCAUUCAAGUACAUACGACGGCUUGCAAGUUUUAUCCCUAGAGCCAGUGGUCGUAAUUUUGGUGAAUCGUUUGUGAGCAAUGGGUUUGAGGGAGAUGCGGAUGAUGAUGCUUCUUUUGAUUUCCUUUUAUUGUUUGAGUGGCAUAAACAAUGUGGUGACAUACAAGGUGAUAAAAGAUAUUUUGAUUUAAAAAUAAUGUAAAUAUACAUGAUAGUUUUGAAUUCUCGAAUGCAUUCAACAGUCAGUUAGCUAGA
Papaver somniferum (opium poppy) is the source of this 1155-nucleotide messenger RNA. RefSeq names its product reticulon-like protein B12. The record is from RefSeq and is a predicted model, not a curated record. The transcript has 4 exons. The coding region runs from base 157 to 801 and encodes 214 amino acids. NCBI's taxonomy places the organism in Eukaryota, Viridiplantae, Streptophyta, Magnoliopsida, Ranunculales, Papaveraceae.